Rhizophagus irregularis DAOM 181602=DAOM 197198 is the source of this 1199-nucleotide messenger RNA. RefSeq lists its product as uncharacterized. Lineage: Eukaryota; Fungi; Glomeromycota; Glomeromycetes; Glomerales; Glomeraceae. Gene Ontology annotation, molecular function: catalytic activity. The record is from RefSeq and is a predicted model, not a curated record.
AAAAUUAAUUAUUUUAAUUUUUUUUUCUCUCUUUUAUUUUACUCUCUUUUUUAAAAAAAGAUCUUAUCAUGACACAACAACUUCCACAACUUCCAUCAAUUCAACGAGUUUUUCUUGAAUCAAUUGUAUCGUCAUCAGACCCUGAGGGACGUUUCGUAGAAGUCAAUGGAGUUCAAGCAUUUUAUAAAUUAGUAAUCCCAGCAAGUCAUCGACAAUUAAUACAAAAAAAGCAACUUGUUCCAAAUGAACCAAAUAAACCUGUAAUACUUUUAUUACAUCAAAUUCUUGGAAAUCAAUAUACUUGGAGACAUCUUAUGCAACCUUUAGCUGAUGCUACAGGAUGUCAUGUUAUUGCUUAUGAUAGAAUAACUUUUGGAUUUACUGAAAGACCUACACAAUGGGAAGAAGGAAAAAAUCCUUAUACUCAAGAAGCGUCUGUAGAAUUUGCGUUACAAUUUGUGAAUAAUUUAGGAUAUGGGGAGAAAAAGAUUGUAUUUGUUGGAGUAUCUGCUGGUGCUGCUAUAAGUUGUACUAUUGCUAUCAGAUAUCCACAUUUAGUACAUUCUUUAUGUUUAUUAGGUCCUUCUAUAAGUCCUGAUGAUCAAGGACCACCACCAAUUGGUAGACAUAUAUUAGGUUCAGCUCCAGGUCGUCUUUUCUUAAAAGCUGCAUUAUAUCGUUAUCUACCACUUACGACUCUUUAUCAUGACCCAGAUUCAAUUCCUGAUUGGGAAACUGUAGUAAAACCAAAUUAUCGAGUUCCUUUAACUUUACCAAAUUUUUAUGAAUCACUUUCAUGGUUAAUGAAAUAUUUUGUACCAUUAGAAAUUUUACCUCAUAAAAGAUAUUUAGCACAAGUACCAAUGUUAUAUAUAUCAGGUGAUGAUGAUAAAUAUUUACAUAUUGAUAAACACAGGGAAAUUUUCGAUGAUAUUAUUUCAGUUGCUCCUUCAGAUGCUAAAAUUGAAUUUAAAGUAAUACAAAAUUGUGGUCAUUUACCUCAAGAUGAAAAACCUCAAGAAGUUUUAGAUUCCAUUAUUAACUUUUUAUAUAGAGUUGGAAUUUAAUAUUAUUUUGUGCCAUUCGUUUUUUUUAUUUUUUAAAAAGAAUGUUUUAAUCGUUUUUUUUUUUGGUUUUUUUUCUAUGAAAAAAAAAAAAAAAAUUUUUAUUUUUCUCGUUAUCACUUAGUAUUAUCAGCG